This is a messenger RNA of Lobosporangium transversale, 1569 nucleotides long. Its product is annotated as mitochondrial carrier domain-containing protein. The transcript has 6 exons. NCBI's taxonomy places the organism in Eukaryota, Fungi, Mortierellomycota, Mortierellomycetes, Mortierellales, Mortierellaceae. Gene Ontology annotation, molecular function: magnesium ion transmembrane transporter activity. Gene Ontology annotation, biological process: magnesium ion export from mitochondrion. The record is from RefSeq and is a predicted model, not a curated record. The coding region runs from base 171 to 1316 and encodes 381 amino acids.
UUUUUUUUAAAGCCUGCUUAAAUUCCAUUCAGCGGCAUUUCCCUACUCCUGCUUUACUCGAUUUAUUUUGAUCUACACGCAACUCACUUUCAUUCUCGACUGCAGUCCCCGACAUUGAUUAUUCAUAUAUUCCAUUGCCCCAUAUUAACCCUAAUAUAAAGUCUGCUGCAAUGUCCUCCAGUAGUGGGGUCACUUCCCCCUCAGCAACUACAUCCUCCAUCACACAUCUGCAGCAAGCAUUCAACUCUUCUCCUUCCCUCAAGCGAGCUCUUCCUCCAACAAGUGCUGUGGAACCGCAACCUCCGUAUAUUGAUGUCUUGAUUGCUGGUGGUCUCGGAGGAACGAUAGCCGAUUUCAUCAUGCAUAGUGUUGACACAGUUAAGACAAGGUUGCAAGGGCAGCCAUCCGCCAACCCUCCUAAAUACAACAACAUGUUCCAUGCUUACAGCACAAUCUUAAGAGAGGAAGGUGUCUCUAGAGGACUCUACAGCGGUGUAGCUCCGGCCAUGACUGGUUCAUUACCAGGAACUACUCUUUACUUUGGAACGUAUGAAUAUACCAAACGUACGCUGACUGCAGCAGGAUGUCCCGAUACAUUGGCUCAUCUGGCGGGUGGAUCAAUUGGUGAUUUCUUUGCAUCAUUUAUUUACGUUCCCUCAGAAGUCCUUAAGACUCGUAUGCAGCUUCAAGGACGAUAUAACAACCCAUCAUUUAUCAGUGGAUACAACUACAAGAAUACAUUGCACGCACUUCAGAUGAUUGUGAAGUAUGAUGGUAUUGGAGCAUUGUAUCAAGGAUAUCGUGCUACCCUUUUGAGAGAUGUCCCAUUCUCGGCCCUCCAAUUUGCAUUUUAUGAGAAAUUCAAGGUUGAAGGACGGAGAUGGGAAGGACGAGAAGAUGGUCAGAUGUCAUUACACAUUGAGACCUUAUGUGGUGCUAUCGCUGGAGGGAUGGCGGGAUUUUUAACUACACCCCUGGAUGUUAUGAAGACGCUUUUGCAAACUCAAGUGAAGAAGCCGACAGCAUCAAUACCAACUUCAACCGCAGUUACAACAACAAUGACAACGGCAGUGGCAGCAAAUACCAUCACAAAUGCAGCGGCGCAACAAAAGUACUAUGUAGGAAUCUGGGAUGGACUCAAAUGGAACCUGAAGCAUCAUGGUGUAAUUGGAGGGUUGUUUCGAGGUGUAGGCCCGAGAGUAUUUUGGACAUCAUUACAGAGUGCACUCAUGUUUGUUAUUUAUGAGCAGGCUAUCCAUCUUCAAGAGAAUAUGCGAUAUUUCGGACAAUGGCCAUAUGGAUCGGGCUCGAGUUAAACGCGACUCUUUAAAGCUUUCGCUCUUUUUCUUUUCUUUUUCUUUCUUUCUUUCUUUCUUUUUUUUAUUUAAUCAUAUCUCCAACAAAAGAAUUAAGAAAGAAAAGGAAAAAAAGCAACCGUUUUUUUUUUCUUCAUUGUACAAAUCCUAUAGACUGCUCACUUUCACCAUGUUUCUUUCUAUUUUUCUCCUUUUCCCCCCCAUUUAUAAUAUAUGCAUAUAUAUAUAUUUUAUUAAUUCCAAGCAUUUUUUU